Hirsutella rhossiliensis is the source of this 1062-nucleotide messenger RNA. RefSeq names its product MOZ protein represents a chromatin-associated acetyltransferase. The transcript is spliced from 4 exons. The record is from RefSeq and is a predicted model, not a curated record. Lineage: Eukaryota; Fungi; Ascomycota; Sordariomycetes; Hypocreales; Ophiocordycipitaceae. Gene Ontology annotation, cellular component: mitochondrion. The coding region runs from base 1 to 1062 and encodes 353 amino acids.
AUGCCGACGGGGAGACCGGCGUUCCCCUAUGCGCAGCUGGUGCGGGCCGCUCGGUCGCGAGCCGGCAUUGCCGCGGGCGGCGCGGCCACGAAGAGGGCCAGGGGAUCGUUUGCUCCGAGGCAUGGCAAGGCGGUGGAGCCUGAAGUCUGGGAGCCGCAACGGCAGCAACAAAAGGGGGAGCAGCAGCAGCGGCACACGCGGCAGAGCAAGUCAAUGCAACCAUCGCUACCGUCGGCAGACGCGCAGCCCGUGCCGGCAAAGGGCACUGUAGCAAGCGCGACCACCAAGAGCGUAUCAACAACAAAGGACAGCCGGCCCCUCGAGGCGGUACUCCUCAUGGACCCCCCCGAGCGCGUCUCGCAGCAGCACCCGCACAUGGCACCGCCGCCGUACGUGCACCACUUCGACAGCUACUCGCUCGUCAAGCAGCUCCAGGAGGGCGGGUACACGCAGGAGCAGGCGACGACAGCCAUGAAGGGCAUCCGAACCCUGCUGGCGCAGAACCUGGACGUGGCGCAGCAGAGCCUUGUGAGCAAGAGUGACGUGGAAAAUGAGACGUAUCUCUUCACGGCCGCGUGCUCAGAGCUGAGCACCGAACUCAAGAAUAACCGCAGGCUACAGGAUGAGCAGAUGAGACAGCAGAGGACGCUGCUGCAGCACGAGGUGGACAUCUUGACGCAGUCACUCAACCAGGAGCUGUUGACGCUCAACGAUAAUGUCCGCGGCAUGUUCAACGACCGCAAGAUGGCGGUCCGCGAGGAGCACAAGGCCGUCGAGAGCGCGAUUCAAAAAAUCACGUACAAGAUGAGCAUCCUGCUCAGCAGCGACUCCAAGUCGGAGAUUGAGGGGGUGCGGUGGAUCCUGAUCCGGCGGUCGGUGCUGGGCAUCAUCUUCAUGGCCAUGCUGACGCUAGGCAUGCUGCGGUACGCCACGUACGUCGGGCAGCAGCGCAAGCUCGAGGCGGAGCGGAGGAUGCGCGAGCAAGAAGAGCUGCGCAAGGACGGCGGCAAGACGGACCACAGCUCGGCGGCGGAUGCGGCCGCCAUCCUGGCCGCCACCUGA